UGGAUUGCAGGAGCUAUGCGUUAAGGCUCUUUACUCGCGCACGCACCUGACGUACAACUUUCCCGAAGGGAGGAAGAAGAAGAAGAGGAUCCCACCUUUCUCAUUUUCCUUUUUUUCUUCAUCUUCUCGUUGUUUCACACAAAUCUCAUUUGCUACAAUCUCUGGUAGAUGGAGUAUCAGUUCGUUCUGGGAGGGAUUCUAGCUUCGUGUUUGGUGAUUGUAUUUUUACUGUGCGGAUUUGCCCAGAAGAAGAAAUUCUCGGGCUCAAGAGGGAUAAACAGUAGCUCGUUUGCACAGAUCUCAGAAAAUGGAAAAUGCGAACCAGAGGAUGCCGGAGAUGCAGAAAUAAUCAUCGUGGGUGCUGGUGUUGCUGGGGCGGCUCUUGCUUGCACGCUUGGGAAGGAUGGACGAAAAGUGCAUGUUAUUGAAAGGGACUUGAGUGAGCCUGAUAGAAUCGUGGGUGAACUGCUACAGCCUGGAGGGUAUUUGAAGUUAGUUGAGUUGGGUCUUGAGGAUUGUGUGGAGAAAAUUGACGCUCAGAGGGUCUAUGGCUAUGCUCUCUAUAAGGAUGGGAAAAAUACCAAACUAUCAUAUCCUUUGGAAAAAUUUGACUCUGAUGUUUCUGGGAGGAGCUUUCACCAUGGGCGUUUCAUACAGAGAAUGCGAGAAAAGGCUGCAUUUUUCUCAAACGUGAAAUUAGAACAAGGAACAGUUACAUCUCUGAUUGAAGAAAAUGGAAUCGUCAAAGGGGUGCACUACAAAACCAAGGAUGGACAAGAGCUCACAGCGAAGGCUCCCCUCACCAUAGUCUGUGAUGGUUGCUUUUCCAACUUGAGGCGUUCUCUUUGCAACCCAAAGGUUGAUGUACCAUCUCAUUUUGUCGGUCUUGCCCUGGAGAAUUGCGAUCUUCCAUAUUCAAAUCAUGGGCAUGUUAUCUUAGGCGAUCCUUCACCCAUUUUAUUCUAUCCCAUCAGCAGCACUGAGAUUCGCUGUUUGGUUGAUGUGCCUGGCCAAAAAGUACCUUCUAUUGCCAAUGGUGAAAUGGCCACAUAUUUGAAAUCUGUCGUAGCUCCUCAGGUUCCACCAGAGCUGUAUAAUUCUUUUCUAGCAGCCAUUGAUAAGGGUAAGAUAAGAACCAUGCCAAACAGAAGCAUGCCUGCCUAUCCUUAUCCCACACCUGGCGCCCUUCUGAUGGGAGAUGCAUUUAAUAUGCGUCACCCUUUAACGGGAGGAGGAAUGACUGUAGCACUGUCUGACAUUGUUGUGCUGAGGAAUCUCCUUAAACCACUUCGUAACUUGCAUGAUGCUUCUGCUCUUUGCAAGUAUCUUGAAUCAUUCUACACUCUGCGCAAGCCAGUGGCUUCUACCAUAAACACAUUGGCAGGCGCAUUGUACAAGGUAUUUUGUGCAUCCCCUGAUCCAGCGAGGAAGGAAAUGCGCCAAGCAUGUUUUGAUUAUCUCAGCCUUGGAGGCAUUUUCUCAAAUGGACCAAUAUCUUUACUCUCUGGUUUAAACCCUCGCCCACUGAGCUUGGUUCUCCACUUCUUUGCGGUGGCUAUCUAUGGCGUUGGCCGUUUGCUAAUCCCAUUUCCUUCUCCAAAGCGCGUGUGGAUUGGAGCUAGAUUGAUUUCAGGUGCAUCAGGAAUCAUAUUCCCCAUUAUCAAGGCCGAAGGAAUAAGGCAGAUGUUCUUUCCGGUGACAGUGCCGGCAUAUUACAGAAGUCCUCCUGUUGAUUUACAUGAAUCAAGCUGAAACCACAUAUAGAAUGGAGAGAAAUUUUCAAGUUAGUUCCUACAUAUAGUUUCUGCUGUAGCUCUCUUUCUUUCUUUGAUUGUUUGGAAGGGGGAAAAGAAAUUAGUUGCAGUUCCAUAUUUCUUCCCCCAGGUCUGAUUAAGAGCAAGAACUGUGGACACUUGCUGCUUCAUUUGUAUUUUGUUCUGUGAGUUGUUAAAAAAGAAAGUUCCAUGAGCCUAUAUUCCAAUUGUAAGAUUUGCAGACAAUAUUAUAAUACUAUGCUUCAUCCUUCAUAGCCUGUGCUAGAUGAUGUUUUA
Molecule: messenger RNA, 2051 nt
Organism: Prosopis cineraria
Lineage: Eukaryota; Viridiplantae; Streptophyta; Magnoliopsida; Fabales; Fabaceae
Product: squalene monooxygenase SE1-like
Exons: 8
Coding region: 169-1752 (527 amino acids)
Biological process (GO): sterol biosynthetic process
Cellular component (GO): membrane; endoplasmic reticulum
Molecular function (GO): flavin adenine dinucleotide binding; squalene monooxygenase activity
Source: RefSeq, a predicted model, not a curated record